Molecule: messenger RNA, 7417 nt
Organism: Equus quagga
Lineage: Eukaryota; Metazoa; Chordata; Mammalia; Perissodactyla; Equidae
Product: KIAA1217 ortholog
Exons: 23
Coding region: 338-6286 (1982 amino acids)
Cellular component (GO): cytoplasm
Source: RefSeq, a predicted model, not a curated record
GCAGGCGGCCUGGGUCCCGGGGAGGGAAGCCCACCACCUGUUGGGGCCGCGGGAGCGCGCGGCGCGGGGCCGGGCCGGGCACAGCCCCCAUCCCUCCCAGGCCAGUCCGGCCCGACGCGGGGCGCGCGCGGAGGGACGGGGGAGGCCCGGCGCUGGAAUGCAGCGUUCUCGGGCGCGAGAGACUUUGCACCGGAGUCGAGACUCGUUUGGGGUGGGGUUUCGCCCGGUCUCCUCCUCCCCACCCCUUGGGCCCCCUUCCAGGCGCUUUGUGGGAGCUUUCAGAACCGCGCUCGGAAGUUUAAAGCGCAGCGAGGAGCUUGUGCCGUAGGCAGGGACAAUGGAAGAAAACGAAAGCCAGAAAUGUGAGCCGUGCCGUCCUUACUCAGCAGACAGCAGACAGAUGCAGGAACAAGGAAAAAGCAAUCUGCAUGGAACAUUAGAAGAUGCAGAAUGUCGCAGAACUAAGGAACGCCUUCCUAAUGCCAACAGUCGGGUUUCAGGUUCCAAGUCAUCCCGCAAUAUCCCAAGGAGACACACUCUAGGUGGGCCCCGAAGUUCCAAAGAAAUACUGGGAAUGCAGACAUCUGAGAUGGACAGGAAGAGAGAAGCGUUCCUAGAACAUCUAAAGCAGAAAUACCCGCAUCAUGCCACAGCAAUCAUGGGCCACCAAGAGAGGCUGAGAGACCAGGCUUUGCAGUGCAUGCUGAUCUCUCUUCAGGCAGAACUUGACAUUCAAAGGUACUUGAUGAAAAUUGAGUCAUCCCAGCGAACAAGAAGCCCCAAACUGUCUCACAGUCCCCAACCUCCCAAUUUGGGCGACCCGGUCGAGCAUUUAUCAGAGGCGUCUGUUGAUUCCUUGGAAGCCAUGUCUGAGGGAGACGCUCCAAGUCCUUUUUCCAGAGGCAGCCGGACUCGAGCCAGCCUUCCGGUGGUGAGGUCGACCAACCAGACGAAAGAAAGAUCUCUAGGGGUUCUCUAUCUCCAGUAUGGAGAUGAAACCAAGCAGCUCAGGAUGCCGAAUGAAAUCACAAGUGCAGACACAAUCCGUGCUCUCUUUGUAAGUGCCUUUCCACAGCAGCUCACCAUGAAAAUGCUGGAGUCGCCCAGUGUCGCCAUUUACAUCAAAGAUGAAAGCAGGAAUGUCUAUUAUGAAUUAAAUGAUGUAAGGAACAUUCAGGAUAGAUCGCUCCUCAAAGUGUACAACAAGGAUCCUGCACAUGCAUUCAAUCACGCACCGAAAACUAUGAAUGGAGACAUGAGGAUGCAGAGAGAAAUUGUUUAUGCAAGAGGAGAUGGCCCUGGUGCCUCUCGACCUGGAUCCACAGCUCAUCCACCCCAUGCCAUCCCAAAUUCUCCACCGUCCACUCCUGUGCCCCAUUCCAUGCCUCCUUCCCCAUCCAGAAUUCCUUAUGGGGGCUCACGCCCAAUGGUUGUUCCUGGCAAUGCCACCAUCCCCAGGGACAGACUCUCCAGCCUGCCAGUCUCCAGAUCCAUCUCACCCAGCCCAAGCGCCAUUUUGGAAAGAAGAGAUGUAAAGCCAGAUGAAGACAUGAGCGGCAAGAACAUUGCAAUGUACCGAAAUGAGGGCUUCUACCCUGAACCUUACCUUUAUCAUGAGGGGCGGAUGAGCAUCGCCUCUUCCCACGGCGGGCACCCGCUGGAUGUCCCUGAUCACAUCAUCGCAUAUCACCGCACAGCUAUUCGGUCAGCGAGUGCGUACUGCAACCCUACCUUGCAAGCAGAAAUGCAGAUGGAGCAGUCACUGUACAGACAGAAAUCAAGGAAAUAUCCAGAUAGCCACUUGCCUACCCUGGGCUCCAAAACGCCCCCUUCCUCUCCCCACCGAGUCAGUGACCUGAGGAUGGUAGAUAUGCAUGCUCACCAUAACGCCCAUGGGCCCCCUCUCACCAUGCAGCCAGACCGGGUCUCGCCAAGCCGCCAGGCCUUCAAGAAGGAGCCAGGCACCUUGGUGUAUAUUGAAAAGCCACGGACCACCCCAGGAUUAUCUGGCAUUGUGGACCUCGGCCCUCCUCUCGUUGAGAAGCAGGUGUUUGCUUACAGCACCGCCACAAUCCCCAAAGACAGAGAGACCAGAGAGAGGAUGCAAGCCAUGGAGAAACAGAUUGCCAGUUUAACUGGCCUUGUUCAGUCUGCGCUUUUUAAAGGGCCCAUUACAAGUAAUAGCAAAGAUGCAUCUAGCGAGAAAAUGAUGAAAACUGCAGCCAGUAAGAACCACACAGAUAGUGCAGGAACCCCCCAUGUUCCUGGUGGGAAACCUCUCAGCGCCCUGGAGUCCACGGGACCCCCCAGCCAGCCCCUACCUGCUGGCGCCUCGGCCAUCCACAUGAGCCUGCUGGACAUGAGACGCAGUGUGGCCGAACUCAGGCUCCAACUCCAGCAGAUGCGACAGCUCCAGCUGCAGAACCAGGAGCUGCUGAGGGCGAUGAUGAAGAAGGCUGAGCUGGAAAUCAGUGGCAAAGUGGUAGAAACGAUGAAGAGACUGGAGGAUCCUGUGCAACGACAGCGCGUCCUGGUGGAGCAAGAGAGACAAAAAUACCUGCGCGAAGAGGAGAAGAUCGUCAAGAAGCUAUGUGAGCUGGAAGACUUCGUUGAAGAUUUGAAGAAGGACUCCGCAUCGGCUGGCCGAGUGGUUACUCUAAAAGACGUGGAAGAUGGGGCUUUUCUCCUGCGACAAGUGGGAGAAGCUGUAGCUACCCUGAAAGGAGAAUUUCCAACCUUACAAAACAAGAUGCGGGCCAUCCUGCGCAUAGAAGUGGAGGCCGUGCGGUUUCUGAAGGAAGAGCCGCACCGGCUGGACAGUCUCCUGCAGAGAGUGCGGGGCAUGACCGACACCCUGACCAUGUUGCGGAGACACGUCACCGAUGGGCUCUUGAAAGGUACAGAUGCAGCCCAGGCCGCACAGUAUGUCGCUAUGGAAAAGGCCACCGCCGCAGAAGUCCUGAAGAACCAAGAGGAGGCACUCCACACCUCAGGCCAGCCCCUCCACGGCGCAGGAGUCCUGGGCGACAUGAAGUCAGAGGUGAUGCCCUUGACAGUUCACCAUGCACAGAGCUCUCCCGUGGUCAUCCAGACCUCCCAGCUCUCCUCGGCCCUGCUGAACCCUGCCCAGCACUUGCCUGGGGGCACUGGCCCUUACCUGGCCAGCUCUCCAGCUGUCACACAGGAGGGGACCUCUGCUCUGCAGUCGGCACAGGCUCCUCAGUCCCCACAGACGCCCGUGAAUGGUUCCACCAUGCAGAGCUUGUUCAUUGAGGAAAUCCACAGUGUGAGCUCCAAGAACAGGGCGGUGUCUAUUGAGAAAGCAGAAAGGAAAUGGGAAGAGAAAAGGCAAAAUCUGGACCACUAUAAUGGGAAAGAGUUUGAGAAGCUCCUAGAAGAAGCUCAGGCCAAUAUCAUGAAGUCAAUUCCAAACCUGGAGAUGCCACCAACCUCAGGCCCACAGCCAAAGGGCGAUGCUCCAGUGGAUAAGCUCGAUCUUUCAGAAGACUCUUCAAAUUCAGAACAGGACCUGGACAAGCAGGGGGGUAAGUCCCCACCUCCUCCUCCCCCACCCCCACGGCGGAGCUACCUGCCAGGAUCGGGGCUGACCACCACCAGGUCCGGCGAUGUGAUCUACACCAGCAGGAAAGAGAACAUCACCACUAAGGCAAGCAGUGAAGAUGCUGGACCAAGCCCACAGCCUAGAGCCACAAAAUGUCCAGCAGAGGAGCCUGCUUCAGCCUGGACCCCAUCUCCACCACCAGUCACUACCUCCUCCUCAAAGGACGAGGAGGAAGAAGAAGAAGGAGAUAAAAUAAUGGCAGAACUCCAGGCAUUCCAGAAGUGUUCCUUUAUGGAUGUAAAUUCAAACAGUCAUGCUGAACAGUCCCGGGCUGACAGUCACGUUAAAGACACUAGGCCGGGGGCCACAGUCUCACCCAAGGAGAAGAAGGGCAUUUUUGGAAGUUGGAGAACAAAGCAGCCCAAGAAUUUGGAAUUUUUCCAUGAAGACGUACGGAAAUCUGAUGUUGAAUAUGAAAAUGGCCCCCAAAUGGAAUUGCGAAAGGUUACGACAGGGGCUCUAACACCUAGUGACCAUCCUAAGUGGGAAAGAGGAGUGGAGAAUAGUAUUUCUGAGGCAUCAAGAACAUCCGAAUAUAAAAUCGACAUCUUAAUGAAGGAAAAUUCCAUAUCUAAUAAGAGUUUACUUAGAGACAGUAGAAACUACUCCCAGAAAAGUAUGUCUAAGGUCAAUUCCAGUUUCCCUGGCAUUAGUUCAUCAGAAGAUGAACUAAACAAAGGGCCUAAAGUCUCAGGACCGCAGCCCCCUGUAUCUGACACUGAGACUCAGAAGAUGAAUUAUGGAAAGACAAAGGAGAUGACUCAACAAGGACAGGAAAACACAGAUAAAUGUCACCUUCCAUCUCCCGCUAGAUCAACUGAACUGAGUAUCCGUGACGUCAAAACUCAAGAUCAAGAGGUUCCCAUGACAGAGUUUGGCCAAGUUGUUCUAAGACCCAAGGGGGCUAGGCAUGCUAAUGUGAACCCUAAUGAGGACGGAGCAUCAAUGCCAAGUUCUCCCACUGAUGAAAAUGCAACCACCGACAACAUUGCUUUCAUGAUCACCAAAACCGAGGUCCAGGUCCUGUCCAGUGGAGAGGUCCGAGAUAUAGUGAGCCAAAAGGGAGAAGAUGUACAGACAGUUAACAUUGAUGCCAAAAAAGAGACGGCUUCUCAACAAGAAGGAAGUGAAAAUGAAGAGCCUGUCGUGUGCCUGGACAAGAAACCAGUGAUCAUCAUUUUUGACGAACCCAUGGACAUCCGAUCCGCAUAUAAGAGACUUUCAACCAUAUUUGAGGAAUGCGAUGAGGAAUUAGAGAGGAUGAUGACAGAGGAAAAGAUAGAGGAGGAGGAAGAGGAGGAAACUGGAGGAGACCCUUUAGCCCAGAAUAACACUUCCCAAAAGUUUCAGAAGAAGGUUGCCACUGGCAGCCUCGGAUCAGGACAGCAGGCUGAGAGCAGCUUACAGCCACGCUUCCUUUCAGCAGAGACCAAAAUACCAGGAGGACAGGAAAUGAAUGGUCCUGAGCUGAGCAAGUUCAGUCAAACGGAUUCUCCAAGUUCAGAAAGCAAGUGUGACGUGACCGAUGACCAAUUUGAAAGCCCCAAGAAAAAGUUUAAAUUCAAGUUCCCUAAAAAGCAACUCGCCGCUCUCACUCAGGCAAUUCGCACAGGAACCAAAACGGGGAAGAAGACCCUGCAGGUGGUGGUCUACGAGGAGGAGGAAGAGGACGGCGCUGUGAAGCAGCACAAAGAAGCCAAGCGAUUCGAAAUUGCUAGAUCUCAACCCGAAGACGCGCCGAGAAAUAUGCUCAGGAGACAAGAGCAGCCCAGUCUAGACAGCACCUCUCCCAUCUCAAGAACGGAUGAAAUUAGAAAAAAUACCUACAGAACGUUGGACAGCCUGGAGCAGACCAUCAAACAGCUUGAAAACACGAUCAGUGAAAUGAGUCCCAAAGCCCUAGGUGACACCUCAUGUUCUUCCAACAGAGAUGCUUUUGCAAGCUCAUCCCACAUAGCCCAAGAGGCCUCUCCCCGAGCCUUGCUAGUUCUGGAUGAAGCUCCCUCUGCCCUAGAGCCCCCCUCGUCCAUACCUUCAGCUUCACGUAAGGGCUCCAGUGGGACCCCGCAGACGAGCAGGAUGCCAGUCCCCAUGAGUUCCAAGAAUAGACCCGGAAGCCUGGACAAACCCGGCAAGCAGUCCAAAUUGCAGGAUCCCCGCCAAUAUCGUCAGGCUAAUGGAAGUGCUAAGAAAGCUGGUGGGGACUGUAAGCCUACUUUCCCCUCCUUACCUGCUUCUAAGAUUCCAGCCCUUUCUCCCAGCUCUGGGAAAAGCAGUUCUCUGCCCCCUUCUAGUGGUGACAGCUCUAACCUCCCUAACCCUCCUGCUACUAAACCAUCGGUUCCUUCUAACCCUCUCAGCCCCCAAACAGGACGACCUGCUCCCUCUGCCUCCCUCAUCCCCUCUGUCUCUAAUGGCUCCUUAAAGUUUCAGAGCCCCACUCAUACAGGUAAAGGUCACCAUCUUUCAUUCUCACUGCAGACUCAAAAUGGCCGAGCCGCCCCUUCCUCCUCCUCCGCCCCCCCCUCCCCCGCCUCCCCCACCUCACUGAAUCAAGGUGCCAAGAGCAUCAGGACCAUCCAUACUCCUAGCCUCACCAGCUACAAGGCACAGAAUGGAAGUUCAAGCAAAGCCACCCCAUCCACAGCAAAGGAAACCUCUUAAAGGCCAAUUCUAUUAGGCACAAGUUGGAGUUACAUUUAAAAAAGAAUUUUUUUUAACAGUCUUCAACAACUGUUUUCACAAGAGAAUGUAACAUAUUGCUGUACUGUUUGAGGCUUUAAUGCUAAGUAUGUGCUAAAUCCUGGAUUAAUAGAUUUCAGUAAGGCUUGUUUGUUUCUUUACUUUGUUGCUGUUGUAAUAACAUAGUGUUUACAGUCUAUAUUCAAUACCUGUUAAAUGAAGUAAGCAUGUGUUACGAAGAGAGUGUGGCAGGAAAGAAUGCGUGUGUGAGACAGGAAGAAAAUGUAUUAAGCAUGUAAAACAUGUAUGAUUCCAGAAUUUUAGUAUGUUUUGUAUAAAAAUAUUUUUCAUUACGGAGACUCGAAGUGAACAGAGAAAUACACAAGUGUGACUAUACAAAUUGUAAAACAGAUACUAUAAUAUUUCCUUUUAUUUUAGUGUUAUUUAGCUUUAUUACAGAUUUCUAUUUUUGUCAAAAACUUCAUGGUUCCUUUCAAGAUCUUUUUUGCCAAAACAUUUUGAUACUAUAGCAUUGUACAUUUGAAAGUAGUAUGCUAGAGAAUAAGCCAAUGAACUUCUAUACAGGCCAACCAGAGGCGUAUGUAGAAGGCAAUUUGACAAACCUAUUGCACUGCCAUGAAAAUGAUGUAUAAUAAUUUGCCAGCCCAAGCAAGAUAGUUUUCUUUGUUUUUCUUUCUUUCUUCGUUGUUUAACAUAUUAGGAUUCUCUAGUUGUUUUCCUUGCAGUAUCUAACCCCUUCCUUUGUUUUCUGAGACCUGGUACCCACACUAUGGCAUUGUGGAUUUUAAAAUGUACACUUCUGUACGGUUCUGUAAACUGAUCAACUUUUGUAAAUAUAUAAAUAGACAUAAAAAUACUGUAUGUGACAGCACAUAGAGUAGUUUUCCCACACCAAAGUUAAUUUUUAUGCAUGCUUUAAAAAUAUAUAUUGGGAUGGGCAGAAAUGGGACUCUCCAUACAUUUUUAAAAAGCAACAAGUUUGCACAGCUAGAGUGUUUUGUAAAUAAAUGUAUUUGUAUAACACAGUCAUGUAAUAUACAGAACUAUAAGCAGAGACUUUGCAAAACUAAAUAAAGGGCUGCAUGCUUAUUA